UUCUUAAGAGUCUGCGCCCUACUUAGAGGACUAGAUCGAGGGUACGAAUGCGUUUGGGAUACGGCCGCAGAAAUGUCGCCCUGCGUAACUCCAGCAUCAAAACCUGCUUGUUUGCAUGUGGUGUUUUAAGGCGUUGUUUCGUUUUAAACCUACGUGUCAUGUUAUGUCGCGAAAUCUUGGUCAGAAAUGGAUUUGGAAGAAGCUUUUCAACUGGUCGGAGAGUUUGGUGGACACCAGAAACGGAUGGUCGGUGUGUUGGUACUGCUGCAGAUCUACAUGGCGUGUCAGUGCAUGCUCAUCAUUCUCAUCGGUGCUGUACCUGAGUACCCGCUCGAGGUCGUCACGCUGAGCGGAGGAGAUUUCACGCAGUCUGCGACGUUCAAGGAAGACGUCAGCUCCAUUGUGACAGAGUGGUACCUGGUCAAGCAGGAUGCGUACAAAGUGAGCCUGGCAGGAUCGCUGUUUUUUGUUGGCGUGCUGUUUGGGAACGUGCUGUUUGGCCCGCUGUCUGAUAAAAUUGGAAGGAAACCCAUCUUCCUCAUGAGUCUGUUCUUUGAGGUGCUCUUUGCCUAUGGCAGCGCGCUGGCCCCCACUUAUGAGCUCUUCGCUCUGUCUCGACUGAUGGUGGGGAUGAUGAACGGAGGGAUGGCGCUCGUCUGCUUCAUCCUCUCACAGGAGUAUGUGGGGAAAUCCUACUGGGCUCUGACAGGCACGAUAUCCAACAUGACCUUUGCAGUGGGCAUCGCUUUGUUUGCUCUUCUUGGCUACUGCAUCAGGUCCUGGAGAAACCUGGCUGCGGCAGCUAACAGCCCCGGAGUGCUUCUCUUUCUCUUCUGCAUCAUGCUGCCUGAGUCUCCACGCUGGCUGUACUCUCAGGGCCGGACGGUGCAGGCAGAGAAAGUGCUGCAGGAUUUUGCUCGUCGGAACGGAAAAGGAAACGUGACUCUGAAGCUGCGGAAAACUCCGGGCACAACGGGCACAGAGACGCCUAAGGCUGGACUGCUGCAGCUGGUCAAGCACCGCGUGCUGCGCUGCAGGACUAUCGUCCUCAUGUACGUCUGGUACGCUUGCAGUCUGGUAUAUUAUGGACUGACAAUGAAUGCGAGCGAUGAUAAAGGGAGUCUUUUUCUCACUGUAGCCAUGUACGGCCUGGUGGAGCUGCCAGCCUACCCACUGUGCAUAUACUUCAUCAAUAAGUCCUGGUCAGGGAGACAAAAAUCUUUAGCCAGUUUUCUUAUCCUUGCCGGCCUGUGCUGUCUUCUCUCGGUGAUGGUCCCUGUUCAGCCUGGGUCUGUGUUCAGUGGCAGCUGUUUUGCUCUUUUGGGGAAGCUGAUGGUCAGUGCUGCCUUCAACAUUGUCUAUGUGUAUACGUCAGAACUUUACCCCACUGUUAUCAGGAACGCAGGGUUGGGUGUGUGCUCCAUGUCUUGUAGGGUUGGAGGUAUUUUGGCUCCCUUUGUACCCAGCAUGAAAGUGCUGCACGCGUCCAUGCCGUUCAUAGCGUUUUGUCUGACCGGUGUGUCAGCCGGAGUCAUGGGACUCCUCCUCCCAGAAACACUCAACAAGCCAAUGGCCGAGACGUUAGAGGAACUCCCUGCCCCCGUUUAUCACCGAAUGCUAGACACUCAGGUUCAUCUGCUGGCGGAUGAGCAGUUGUCUAAACGCAGAGGAUCUGAAAGUGAAUAAUACACACGCACACACACAGGCGUGAACAAAUACAACCAAGGCUGGUCAUUCGUGUACAUCAUGCCAAAUCGAAUCAUACUGUGCCGACCUGACUCACAGAAACCUUGUGUGUGAGUGUGUGUUUGAGUUUGUGUAUGUGUACGUUUGCCCGCACUUAGUGCCUUCUAUGAAAACAGCACCGAAGGGAUCAACAGAAAAAGUGGAAUCGCUCUCCAGGAGAUAAGGACAUGACCAAAUCCUGAAUAAAUAAUCCCUCAUUCCGUCUCACAAACAUGCCGUUAAUGCUGCUGCUAACGAAUAGUUCCUGUCCGAUAUCCGUGCAUCGUAGUCAUCACUGUAAUUUCACAGAAGUAAUUGACAUGAUUUACAAUGAAUUUGAUUAACGUGUCAGAAAACACUACAACAUUAAUGCUACAAUUGUGAAAUAUUUAUAAAUGCAUAAAUUGUCAGUUGUGACGGAUGUAGCCUUGCAUACCUGUACAGCUGUAUAUGUUGAAUAUAUCUCGGGGGUGUUCUCUGGAUUGGGAGGGGGAUAAUUUAAAAAUAAAAAUAAUUUGCAAAAGAAAAGAGAAUUGAUUUUUAAAAUGAAGUAAAAUGAUGAUGUUGCUAAUGAUUUUAUGGAUGUGUCUGCUACAAACGUUUAUUAAUAUUUUAUACAUAUUAAAACUUCUAUUUAACAUUGAAAA
Tachysurus fulvidraco (yellow catfish) is the source of this 2372-nucleotide messenger RNA. It is a transcript of the gene slc22a15, whose product is annotated as solute carrier family 22 member 15. NCBI's taxonomy places the organism in Eukaryota, Metazoa, Chordata, Actinopteri, Siluriformes, Bagridae. Gene Ontology annotation, biological process: transmembrane transport. The record is from RefSeq and is a predicted model, not a curated record. Gene Ontology annotation, cellular component: membrane. Bases 187 to 1686 code for a protein of 499 amino acids. The transcript has 12 exons. Gene Ontology annotation, molecular function: transmembrane transporter activity.